Sparassis crispa is the source of this 3174-nucleotide messenger RNA. RefSeq names its product Linoleate 10R-lipoxygenase. Gene Ontology annotation, molecular function: monooxygenase activity; oxidoreductase activity, acting on paired donors, with incorporation or reduction of molecular oxygen; iron ion binding. Gene Ontology annotation, biological process: response to oxidative stress. The record is from RefSeq and is a predicted model, not a curated record. The transcript is spliced from 29 exons. NCBI's taxonomy places the organism in Eukaryota, Fungi, Basidiomycota, Agaricomycetes, Polyporales, Sparassidaceae. Bases 1 to 3174 code for a protein of 1057 amino acids.
AUGUCUUCGACGGUGGGCAAAACGCCCUCCAGGUUCUCCACACUUGUUGAGAAUGGCGAGCAAGAAACCACUGCACGCGCGAACAAAAUUAUUCAGGAAUUUCGUGAGCAGUUGAAAAGAGGGGAAUCUUUCACGGGAGACAUCUCUGCAUUGAGGAGCGUCAUUGAUGCCCUCAAGCAUCCCAAUGGAAUUGACGAUCGCAAGAUGCUGCUCGAGCAUGUUCUCGUAUUUCUGUCUGAGCAUCCGUCGAGCAACCUUGGCAAACAGCUGGCGAACGAUACCGUUGAACUCUUGUACGCCGAUCUCCCUCAUCCUCCGGAAACCCUAAUUGGGAACCAGUAUGCGUGGCGAUCCGCCGACGGCUCCAACAACAACAUCAAUAUCCCGGAUUUGGGAAAGGGAGGCACUCCAUAUGCACGCAGUGUGCAGCAGAGCCAUCCUCUACCGCGCAAUGAAAUGCCAGAUGCGGGUCUGGUGUUCGAUACUCUCUUGAAACGCGAGAAGUUUGUCAAACAUCCGGCGGGCCUGUCGAGUUUGAUGUUCUCCUUCGCAGCGCUCGUUAUUCAUACUGUGUUCCGUACUUCUCACAAGGACGUCAACAUUAAUGAGACGUCUUCCUAUGUCGAUCUUGCGCCUCUCUAUGGUAACGACCAAAAUAAUCAAGACAAAAUCAGGGUCCGCGAUGGCCGCGGCCUCCUGCACCCGGAUACGUUUGCUGAAGAUAGGCUGUUGUUGCUUCCUCCCGCAGUCUGUGUCUUACUGGUUCUAUUUAAUCGUAACCACAACUACAUUGCCAAGAUGCUCCUGGAGAUCAACGAGCGAGGGACGUGGGCCGACCCAAACUCCAUCCCCGAUGACCCCCAGCGUAGUGCCAAGAUCUUAGCGCAGGAGGAAGAAAUCUUCCAGAUCGCUCGUCUCAUCAACUGCGCUUGGUUUGCCUCUGUCGUCUUUUCUGACUACCUUAGCGCAAUUCUAGGUCUUGUGAGGCGAGGAAGCAGCUGGAGUUUGAACCCGUUCGGGGAGAUCAGAGAUCUAGAUCAUACCCUGUUUGAACGUGGUCGGGGGAACGUAUGCAGCGUCGAGUUCAACUGUCUCUAUCGUUGGCACGCAACUACCUCAGUGCAAGACGAGAAGUGGACCGAAGACCUUUUCAAGCAGCUCUUCCCCGAUAAGACUUGGGACCAGAUAACCAUUCAGGCGUUCGUGGAAAAGGCGAAGGAAUUGCACGACGUAGAACUUGACGUCAGUAACUGGACAUUCGACGCGCUGAAGCGCCAAGACGAUGGCACCUUUAAAGACUCUGAAUUGGCUGGCAUCUUGCAAGCCGCGACGGAUCACCCUGCCUCAGCCUUCAAGGCUCGUGGAACCCCAGCCGUGAUGCGUCUGCACGAGAUUAUGGGCAUUGAAUCCAACAGGCGAUGGGGUGUUUGUUCCUUGAAUGAUUUCAGACAGUUCCUCGGAUUGAAGACCUACUCGAGCUUCUUGGAAUGGAACCCCGAUCCUGAGAUUGCUACUGCGGCCGAGAAGCUGUACGGUACUAUUGAUCGCCUAGAGCUGUACCCGGGUCUCCAAGCAGAAGCUGCGAAGCCUGUAAUCGACGGCGCUGGCCUUUGCCCUGGUUACACCAUUAGUCGUGCCAUCCUGAGCGAUGCUAUCGCACUUACUCGGGGAGACCGCUUCUACACUGCUGACUACACCCCGUUCAACAUGACUUGCUGGGGUUUUGCUGACUGCCAGAGACAGCCAGACGCUCCGGGGUACGGCAGCACUCUCGGAAGACUAUUCUUGCGGACACUACCGGGUCAGUACACGGACAACAGCACAUAUACCUGGUUCCCUCUCAUGACACCUGAGGCGAUGCAGCCAAUCCUGACGAAGCUGCACGACAUUCAGAACUAUGACCUUACGAAACCGAACUCAGUUGAUCCAGUCCGAAUUGUAUCGAACUACUCCGAUGUCGCUCAAGUAUUGAGCAGCGAACAGUUCAGCCCCCGCUAUUCCAAUCGGGCAGCGCGUGUCAUUCAUGGUCACGGCUUCUUCAUUGCUUCUGACAGUCCUGCGAGAGCCGGGCGAGAGCAGCGUGCUUUUAUUGGUGCUCUCACGGACGCGCGCGGAUCUGUAGACAAGAUCGCAUCCUUCUUCUACCAGACGACACGCGAUUUGAUGUUGCGGGAGUCGUACACUGCUGUGGGGUCACGGACCAAGAACGUCGAUAUCGUGCGAGAUGUUCUCAAGCACGUUCCAGUCCGUUGGGCGGCAGACCUUGCAGGUAUACAGCUCAAGAAGAAACCACAUUCGCUCGGUCAUUAUACGCCCCAGGAAAUGUUCGACAUGCUGUCAGACAUUUAUUCCUAUUUAUUCCUUGAUGUUGAGGCAGCGAAGGCGUUGAAACUUGCAGAAAAGGUCAAGACGCACAUCGAGAAGCUGCGGCACGAUCUCAUGUGCACUUUCGGCGGUGCUUCCCGGCUUUCGAUUGCAGGGCUCUUAGAGACGAUUUCUCACAUGUUCUUCCAGCCGGCCAAGAGUGACAGAGAUGACCUGCUGGAUCGUCUGCAUGCACUUGGCUAUCCUCCGGAAACGAUCUGUAACACGUUCCUGGCCGUCUUGGUGGGCGCCACCGUGGAAAUGUCUCAAGCUAUGGUCAACGUUGUGAAUUUCUAUCUCGACCCCUCUAAGCCGGGUGAUGUGUCCACUCUGGCUUCCAAGGUCAAGCUUGACGGCAAUGAUGAAGCCCUCCUCCAGGGCCUAGUCAAUGAAGCCCUCCGACUGGACCCUCCGUCCCGCGGCGCGUAUCGAGAGGCUGCGAAAACUUCCGUCGUUGGAGGGAAGCCGGUGCAGUUGGGCGAAUGCGUCUUCGUCGACAUUGCAGAUGCUUCCCUUGAUGCGACUGUGUUCCCGGAUCCGAAUGCAGUCAACCCGACUCGCACCCCGCAAAAGCGCUACCUAGUCGGCGAUGGCUCAGCUAGGUGUCUUGGGGCGGAUCUGUCGAACAAGAUGAUUGGCGCUGUCCUCCGUGCCGUGUUCUCCUUCCCGAAUGUGCGCCGCGCUCCGGGACAGUCGGGUGUGCUCAAGCGAUUCAAGGAGGACUCGACUAAGACGAGCUGCUACUCGUACUUAUCUUCGACUCAAGAGUUGACGCCUUGGGCGACCUCUAUGGUAAUUCAGUUUGAGUGA